AUGACCUCUGAUAUCGACAGCAGAAGCAUCUUGAUCUCAACGACUCCUGUUCAUGACCCUGUCCCCGACGACAUUACGUAUUUUGAGGAUGCGUAUACACAUCUCCGGAGUUUCAAGCCCAAGGUUGCCACUGUUGUUCCCACCCUCACGCCAACUUCAAAGGUCCGCCUCAACUCAAGACCAGAAGCAGGAGCAGGAGCAGGAACAGGAGCAAGAGCAGGAGCAGGAGCAAGAGCAGGAGCAGGAGCAGGAGCAGGAGCAGGAGCAGGAGCAGGAGCAGGAGCUUCUGCAAAAACCGUCUCUGCCAACAAUACACCUACUGUCGCCGUCCCUGUCACUGGUCAGGACACGGACAAAGACUAUGGAUUCAAUGACGACAAUGAUUUCAUUGACGCCCUGAAUGAUGUGCUGACGAAUGACGACUUUGACAAUGUCUUUUCAACAGCCAUUCACGAUGCCUACCAAAACGUUACCACCAAUAGCGAUCGCCCACCCAUUGUUGGGACAUCCUCAGUUAAAUUGGACAAGCGAGGGCGAAUGAUUGUUGAAGAGGAGACUGACGAGGAGUCGGAAGCGGCACCAUCGUCCAUCGCCAUCACCACCACCAUCACCACCAGCACCACCAGCACUAGCGGUACUAAUGCCAACGCCAUCGUCUGCGGCUCCAACAGCAUCACGAACACGCGCACGCCAGUUCCCACCUCCAGGACUCCAGGAGCAUGUGCACCAAGUGUGGAUGUGAAGGCUGGAAUCCUGUCGGCCACCUUGGCCCUCCUGCCAGGCCUUUCGGGAUUAAGAAGGCGAUCUUGGAUACCUGUGCCUGAAGGUGUAACCAAAUGGAACUGGCCGAUAAUCUCCCGACAGAGAUCGACAAUAGCUGGGUCGUGCUUCACAACUUUUGACUGGGAAGCAAGUUCAACGCCCACCUCAAUGUCGAGAUAUGUUCGUCGGUCUGCGGCGAAAUAUUGGUACGAGUACAUCCAUAAGCACCAGAACCAGCACCGCCACUACUGA
Linnemannia hyalina is the source of this 1014-nucleotide messenger RNA. Lineage: Eukaryota; Fungi; Mortierellomycota; Mortierellomycetes; Mortierellales; Mortierellaceae. The record is from the annotation of a GenBank genome assembly.